UUUCCCCACAGUGACGCCACUUCGUGUAAUUUACAGAGGUCCAUGCGCUGGACUAAGCCCGGGCAACUUGAUUUGGAAAGUUCAUUUAAUCAUUUCGCAGCAUUUCGUUGAAAUUAGUAGGAAUUUAGCGAUCACCAUGAUAUAUCUAUGUGAUGUCUGUCUCAAAUGUGAGUCAGUAAGUUUGGUGACUUUAGUUAGUUAUGAAAGAUACCUAGCACUCAAGUUGAUCAAGAACGACAAGAAAAACUUUUCUCAGACACAAUUAAGGACCUGCCGCGUAUGUUACAAGAAACUCAAAUUUUUUAAACGAAGCAUACUUUUCAAAGUGAAACUGAAGAUUGAAGUGGAUCGAAUAACUAGUUCAAAAAUGCAUUAUCCAAACUAUCCACCUGGAUAUGAUGAAGAAACAUUUUCAAACCAAUACUUUAACUUAAAACAACCAACGGACGAUGCUCAGUCGGGUGAAUACCUGUUGCCAGUCCAAAAUCAGAGUAAUUUAGAAGUUACACAACCGGAACAAUCUUGCACCGACGAUUAUAAUUGUCAAUGUGAUAGCUGUCAAAAUAAAUAUGGCGAUCUUCCGGUUCUGUUACAAGGUAUUGAACAGAAAACAUUUAACGAAAAAACUGGCCCUCAACCAUCAACCUCUAGUCAUUCAAGUUCUAAAAAAAUUUUAACCUGCGAAUAUUGCAAGAAAACAUUCACCCACAAAGGAGACUUUAACAAACAUCUCAGGAAACAUACCAAGGAGAAGCCAUUUUCCUGUCAAAUUUGCCAUAGGAAAUUUGGACAUACGUCCAAUUUACUCAGACACCAACGGCUUCACAGUGGAGAAAAACCUUUCGCUUGUGACAAUUGUGACAAGAGAUUUAGCAGGAAAGAUAAAUUGGAUUGUCAUAAACGAAGUAGGACCUGUUAUGAGGCUAGUACCUCUCAUAGCUAUCAAUAACAUUACAGUUAUAAAAUAUAUGAUAAAAAUUAUUGCUUUAGCACUUUUUGUUACCGUCUCAAUAUAUUGUUUUUUCUGUUGCAUUAGUACUUAACUAAAAGUAGAUUUAAAUCUUAAAAUAAACAUCAUGAGUUGAAAACUUUGCGAGGUUUUUAAUUUUAUUCUCGAAGAGACAAUUGUGAUAAUAAGAAUGGCGUUGAGACGUAUGUUUUAAAUUCAAAAUAUUCAAUUAUUUAUUUUGCAUUUAAGAAGACUGGUAUUUUUUUAAGAUAAAAUAUUCAAUGUGACAUAUUUUCCUUAUCGACCAUUUUCUCGCCCUAUUUUUUAUUUGUACUUAAAAUUGAUGCUCAAAAUAUAGAUCUACUAUUGAUUCCUAUAUAUAUUUUUUUAUCCUAUAUACAAACCUAUUUUAUGAUUUUUGUAUCAGCCUGUUUAAGCUGAUAUGUACAGUGUAUAUCUUAUGAAUUGAUUGUUAUUUAUUAUUAAUUUAUUUUAGAGAAUGCUGG
Molecule: messenger RNA, 1455 nt
Organism: Psylliodes chrysocephalus
Lineage: Eukaryota; Metazoa; Arthropoda; Insecta; Coleoptera; Chrysomelidae
Source: the annotation of a GenBank genome assembly